AGUCAUAUUCAUCUUCUUCUUCUACAUUUUCUCACCUUCGAUUCUUAGCGGUGAAAAUGGUAAAGUGUUUCUCUCUCAUUGUCGCUCUCUCUCUCCUCGCCGUGGCGGCGAUCGGCGCCGAGGUCUUCUCCGGAGAAUCGGACGGAGAUUUUAUAAUCCGUCAGGUUGUUGACGACGGAGUAGUCAACGGAGGGAGUAACGGCGACGAUCUGCUACUCGGAGCCGAGCACCACUUUUCGCUCUUUAAGCGGAAGUUUGGGAAAUCGUACGCUUCCAAGGAGGAGCAUGAUCACCGGUUCAGGGUAUUCAAAGCCAACUUGAGGCGAGCUCAACGCCACCAGGCCCUUGAUCCGUCUGCUACUCAUGGCGUCACCCAGUUCUCCGAUUUGACACCAUUGGAGUUCAGAAGUUCGUUUCUAGGGCUUAGAGGUCGUCGUCUUAGACUCCCGGCGGAUGCUAACAAGGCCCCUGUUCUUCCUACUGAUGAUCUUCCAACUGAUUUCGAUUGGAGAGAUCAUGGCGCUGUUACAGAAGUUAAGAAUCAGGGUUCGUGUGGAUCCUGCUGGAGUUUCAGUACAACUGGUGCUCUUGAAGGCGCGAACUUCCUCGCUACCGGCAAACUUGUUAGCCUUAGCGAACAACAGCUUGUAGAUUGUGAUCACGAGUGUGAUCCAGAAGAAAAAGAUUCCUGUGAUUCUGGCUGCAGUGGAGGGCUAAUGAAUAGUGCAUUCGAGUACACAUUGAAAGCUGGUGGACUUAUGAAAGAGAAAGACUACCCAUACACUGGUACAGAUCGUGGAACCUGCAAAUUUGACAAGAGCAAAAUUGCUGCAUCAGUGGCCAACUUCAGUGUUAUCUCCCUUGAUGAAGAACAAAUUGCUGCCAAUCUCGUGAAGAAUGGCCCUCUUGCAAUUGCUAUCAAUGCUGUGUUCAUGCAAACAUAUAUAAGAGGGGUCUCUUGCCCUUACAUUUGCUCAAAGCAUUUGGAUCAUGGAGUUCUGUUGGUUGGUUAUGGAUCUGAUGGCUACGCUCCCAUCCGAAUGAAAGAUAAACCAUACUGGAUCAUUAAGAACUCUUGGGGAGCUAACUGGGGGGAGAAUGGAUACUACAAAAUCUGCAGGGGUCGCAAUGUCUGUGGAGUCGAUUCCAUGGUGUCGACAGUUGCCGCAGUUCAUACCGCCGCUAACUAGUUUCCGAACAAAAAUUGGUGGAGAUCACUUCACAUCUACAAUUUCUGUAUAUAUUGCUGCAAUAUGAUCACCUGCCAUUUCAAGAAUAGGAUGUCUCUCUAAAAGUAAAAUUUGAACUCUAUGUUUUAUGUUGGUUUAGAAACUUGAUAAAAGUAGCAUAAUAUAUGCAUAUUUAUAUUUAGUUCAAGCUAUUGUGGAGAAGGAUUGCUGUAAGGAAACAAACAAGACUCUGUCUAUGUAUUGUGGGUUGGCUCACCUACUCAAUUUGACGUGUGAUGCCAAAGAAAAACUCUCCCAAUGUAAAUGUCAACAUUGAUAGCGAAAAGAUGCUUUUCUGAUGUGUUAUCUCUUAUCUUUUCUGAUGCUGAACGUCAACAUUGAUGAUAAUGAUAAUUAGUCUUGUUUAUUGUUUAA
Benincasa hispida (wax gourd) is the source of this 1604-nucleotide messenger RNA. Its product is annotated as cysteine protease RD19A-like. The record is from RefSeq and is a predicted model, not a curated record. NCBI's taxonomy places the organism in Eukaryota, Viridiplantae, Streptophyta, Magnoliopsida, Cucurbitales, Cucurbitaceae. Gene Ontology annotation, molecular function: cysteine-type peptidase activity. Gene Ontology annotation, biological process: proteolysis.